Messenger RNA from Fusarium subglutinans, 612 nucleotides. RefSeq lists its product as uncharacterized. The transcript is spliced from 2 exons. The record is from RefSeq and is a predicted model, not a curated record. Bases 1 to 612 code for a protein of 203 amino acids. Lineage: Eukaryota; Fungi; Ascomycota; Sordariomycetes; Hypocreales; Nectriaceae.
AUGGAGCAUCUGCGCCUAGAUCCCCUCACAGCCUCGAUGUAUGAGCAGGCUAUUUAUGACGGUAGCUAUAUAAUCGGCAGACUAGGCUACGGUGAGCUGCGUGAGACAUCCCAGUAUGAGCUUGACUACUGGGUUGCCAAGGGGCGUGUCCAAGACUCUGGCCACGUCAAGAUCGGUACCACCGAGAGGAAUAAGAAUGGUUCUUUUUUGUUUACGAGUACUCACAGAAAUGGUAGCAGUGCCAAGUCUCUCCUCGCGGUCAGGAUCUUAACGUUGACGGAGACUGGGUCAACCGAUACCACCUCUCUCGCCGCAAGGUGUUUCAUCACUUACCAGGAGCCAUCAAGAGAUGCUCGGGCUUGUUUCUUAGAAUACUGCGAACAUAGUCCACCAGGUUCGGGUCUUUUCAUAAGUCCUCAUGUCAAAAACGACCUGACAACAGCAAUAUAUGGAGUCACAUACAUGAAGGGAAGCAGAGAGCUCCACAAUGAUGUUGUCCCUCUCCACAAGGCAGCAGAUAUAUUUGACGAUGAAGAUGCCACAAUCUCGCCAGCUGCGGGCGUCGAAAAUAAGACUAAUCUCAACAAAGACGUUGUCAUUUCUGCUAUAUGA